This is a messenger RNA of Sordaria macrospora k-hell, 2385 nucleotides long. NCBI's taxonomy places the organism in Eukaryota, Fungi, Ascomycota, Sordariomycetes, Sordariales, Sordariaceae. The record is from RefSeq and is a predicted model, not a curated record.
AUGACAGGACGCGGGAGAGGUCGUCCUGCCACGCGGCAACAGCAACCGGCCGAGGGAACGACAGUUGCUGUCCGGCGUGCCACGCGUCUUCAGCAGCAAUCUCCGCCACCUCCUCAAGGGGAACAGGUAGAGCAGCAGCAGCUUCAGCAGCAUCCGGUUCAGGAUGCUCAGAUUGACCCAACCCUCACUGGUGCUCAGGAAUCAGAGAUGCCUCCUCCUCCUAUCCCAGCCCCGAAAGGCCAAAGUGAGCAAGCCGUUGUUGAAGUUGCUCGUCGAAGCACGCGCCGUGAUGCCCGUGCUGGGAGCAUGGUGAGCGUUAAUAGCGUUCUUACACGUGUCUCUGGGACAGAUGCCUUCUCCUCUCAACCAGAAACCCCAGGUAUCGGUCUUCGUAGAGGCACUUCAACAUCACUCACUGGUACCCCGGCUCGUGAGGUACCUAUUUUCACAGAUUCCGAGUCGGGCAGAACUCCGGUAAAGAAGGGAAAGGAGAGGCUCUUGAUGAGCCGCAUGUUGCCGCAUCUCUUCGCUUCGGCAGACAAACUGUUCACUCUACUGGCCACAACAGACCCUCAACAGAGAGACCUUGUUGAGCAGGCAGCCUUGGAAGACGAGUUCGACAUGUACCGCUUACGGUAUGUCUCGAACCAGAGCCAACCCAGCAUCAAUCUCAAGCACGUUCUUUCGACCCUGGAAGUCGACCCUACCUCACCGGCCGGUUCCGACGCCUGCAAGAUCGUGACGCUCGCCAAUCUUGUUAAAAUCUUCGAUCGAAUUGACGUGAUUCAGCAGGAUCAUUCCGAAGACCCCUUGACCGACCUGCAAGUCUGCGAUGACAUAAUCGCCCAGUCUAUGGUAGUGGAUGAAGUUGAGAACUCGGCGGUCCUUAAGCCAGAAGACAUCAUGACUCAAGUUGUGGAAAUCCGGACGCUUCUGUUCAUGGCCACUCUCAAAGAUCUCGAGGUGCAGAACCAAUUUCCGAUAAGCCGGUCGGAGGUAUUGUCGGACACGUUUUGUCAAGAGAGCCCAAGUAUGGAAGCAGUAGAGGACUUCAAACAAGGCAACAAGGAUGCUUUGCUGCUGAAGUUUGUCCCGGGCAUUGACCCUAACGAUGACCCUUGGCACAAGGAAGAGGAGAGCCUGGAAGCCUGUUUCCAGGAAAUCAAACGACAACUACAACCUGUGACACCGGGACCGUCCUACCCAGCUACCCACUAUGGCGCGCCAGAUUCAUCGGCAGUGGAUUCGCAGAUUCAGUCUCAGUUGGAGAGCGAGUCACUGGCACAUACUGGGCAAAGACAGCAGCCGUAUAUGGCAGCUCUUCGUGCUAUGAAGCAGGAUCAGGAAUCGGAGAGCGGUGCUUCACAAUCACAGGAUGGAAGUUAUUCGACGACCCAGGAUCUCCUCGAUCAAGGCUACGGGUUUGCAUCGAGCAGUUACGCCUCAUUGGGGCGCGCCUCAUACCCCCCUAACUACGACGCUCAACCAUCAUCAUCUGUGGUAUACCCUGGCCACCCGGGUGCCAUUCAAAACGGCGUUGAGUACGCACGAUCUGCCGCCCAGCUAGGCCGUUCUAAGCGUGCUUCUCCAGGCGAGAAUGGGGGUGUAGCCGAUGGAGCAGAUGCGGGCAAACGACCAGCUAAAAAGCCAAGGACACGCCGGAACAAGCCCACUGUUCCCAUGCCUGCCGCAGAGGGUGCAUCGGGGGAUGCUGAGACGCCUUCUUCAUCUGCCGCUACUGCUGCUGCCGCUGUCGCUGCUGUGGCUAGGUACUCACCGUUCACCGACACGCAGGCCGAGCCCGACUUUGAGUUUGUCGCGCAACGCACGAGGGAGCUCUCGGCAGCCAACCGCAAGGCAAGAGAACCACAACAACGGUCGCCUUGGGUUCGCGACGACAUCAGGCAGUUGGUCAAGGCGGUGGAUAUGUACAAGUGCAAAUGGAGCGUCAUUGAGAAGGAGAUAAAGGAGGGCAAGCUUCCUUUUGUGCGCCCUCGGGACCAGCAGGCUUUGCGAGACAAAGCUCGCUUGCUAAAGCAAGACUUCCUAAAGGUUGAUGCUAUUUUGCCUCCUUCGUUUGAUCUCGUUGUGCUGGGUAAGAAGGAGAGAAAUGCCGUGAUUGCAUGCGGCAAGAAUCCGGACCGCAAGGAAGCCGACAUAGCGAACGGAAUCCCCAUCAAUACCGAGUAUCGACAAAAUGAGCAGGAGCAAGCAAAUGCUGCGGAAGCGGGGGACCAAGCACAUGUACAAGGCGAGGAACAACCGGAGAUGCAACUCGAAGCACAGGCGGAGGUACAAACUGAGGCGCAGCCCGAGGCUUCGGCAAUGGUUCCAGCUGAGGCGCAUGUUGACGCAGAAGCGAUAGAAGCUGCUUCCAUGUCAUAG